AUACAGACUACAUGUAUACCACCAUGUUUGCCAUAGCAGGUCACAGAUUCCUUGGUUCAAUGUCACAAAUGAGAAGCACUUACUGUGUCUAUCGGCAUGCAUGUAAACUCUGGAGGAAUAGACCCAUAUUUACACAUUGGACUUCAUCCCAGUACAUCACCAGAUGGCUUGCAAGAACAGGGCUUAUAGGGUUAGGAGGACUGUGUGCUAUUCCUGUUCAUAAUGUGAAGGAGGCUGGUGUGAAAGGAUUACCUAAAGUUAAUCCAGAUACUCUGACCAGUAGUACUCUCAUCAUGAACGCUGCAGCUAUGACGGUUGAUUCAGCUUCUGCGCUUCUAACCCAAACCUUUGUAGCUAUCAUUGACAAAUACAAGGACCUUGCACGGGAUAUUGAACUACUGAUGGGUAAAGUUGAGAAGCAUAGACAAUUUGAGAAGAUGGGCUAUCAUUCAGAUGACCUUUGGGAAGAGGUCAUAGAGGCAAGGGUCAACAUCGAUGAUAGGAGGCAUGAGAUACAGGCCCUUGAAGCCAUUUUGAACAGCGCCCUCUUAACGCUUGAAGCAGCAUCAGAAGCAGCGUUCCAGUCGGGCAACGAGGAGCUGGCGAUGAUGGGACGAGACAGAUGCCAGUAUGUAAACACCCAAAUCGCCUUGACGACGGCAGUCAUCCUCAAGGCCGAGAAGGUACUGGCGAAGUUUCAAGCCGAUGCCAUCAAGGAGACCAAGACCGAGAAGAAGGAGGAAGAUGGGGAUGAGGACAAAGGUUCCAGAGAAGAGUCCACAUAGGAAUUCACCUAGUGGGUACUGGCAAGGCAUUCUGUAAAAGUGACUGUGAGUCUUGUAAUAGUGUGAUUCCUUGAGGCUACAAGCCGAGGCCAUCAAGGAGACCAAAACAGAGAAGAAGGAAGUUGGGGAUGAGGACAAAGGCUCCAGAGAAGAGUUCACGUAGGAACUUACCUAGUGGGUACUUGCAAGGCAUUCUAUUAAAGUGACUGUCUUGUAAUAGUGAGAUUCCUUGAGAUCCUGAGGGAGACAUGCUACUGGCAAAGAUCAUCAGAGAGACCAAGACUGGCAAUGGAGGAGACAAUGUAGACAGUAGCACCCUUUCACAAACAUGACGGAAGGCAAAGACGACAGGAACACGACGGAAGAGUUGUAUCCCCAUGAUUCUCUCAACGUCAUUGCUUCCGUCCUGUUUGGAAAGCGCCCUAGUGAUUCUGGAGGGGAUGCCUUGUAGGCACCUCCUAACGAUUACAAAGACUGGAAAAAAUUCACUUUUAUUGGGAUGAUGAGAUUGGUCCAUUAGUGACAGUAUCAAAAGAACAUCAAAGAUACCGAGA
Molecule: messenger RNA, 1339 nt
Organism: Strongylocentrotus purpuratus (purple sea urchin)
Lineage: Eukaryota; Metazoa; Echinodermata; Echinoidea; Camarodonta; Strongylocentrotidae
Product: diablo homolog, mitochondrial
Exons: 5
Coding region: 12-785 (257 amino acids)
Biological process (GO): neuron apoptotic process; intrinsic apoptotic signaling pathway in response to oxidative stress
Cellular component (GO): mitochondrion
Source: RefSeq, a predicted model, not a curated record